CGAUCGACGAAGCAACGACCAGAGCCGGGAUUGACAUGCAAAGCGAGCGCGGUCUGUUUUAAACACGAUGAAUUCCGCUGUCACGAUAUCCCACCCCGGCGCGUUCCGCCCGGGCGCGCGCGCUUUAAAGAGCGCGCGCGCGCGCGUCGCGCGCGGGAGCGCCCGAAAAGCGCUGCGGGUGAGGGCUUUCGCGCUGACGUCGAAGAAGCCGAGCAAGUCCGUGGACGAGGACGGGCGCUCGCUGAUGUCCGACCCGCUCAGCGCGAUGAUGAACUUCAUCUCGGAGAUGAACCCGCUCGCGAGCGUGUUCAAGUCCCCCAGCGACAAGCUCCACGUGCACUUCGGCGCGGGCAGGCUCGGUUUCGGUCUGGUCAUCCCCGCGCUGGAGUCGUCGGGGAGCCCGUACAUCGUGAUGAACCGCCCGAGCGCGGUGUGGGCGCCGGUCGUCGAGCGCGAGAAGGAGGCGCAGCAGCACGUCGCGGUCAAGAUCAACGGCGAGUGCACGUGUGGCGGACGCGGGCUCCACGUCAUCACCGAGGACGACAUUCGCGCGCACGAAGAGGGCAUCCUCGGCAUCGUCCACGACGCGCUCGAGAAUGGCGCGCGAGGCUUCCUUCUCCUCUCCAUGGACGUCAACCUCUGCGCGCCCGUGAUCGCGCAGGCGACCUCCUUCUCCUGCGCGCUCGGACCCGCGGUGCAGGUGCUCGCGGAUCACCUCAUGAACCUCCCGGACGUCGAGGACGAGACGCGCCCGGUGUUGUACGCGUGCGAGAACGACCACAGCUCGGUGGAGAAGCUGCAGUUCGCGUUGCGCACCAAGGUGGAGGCGGUGCCGUGCAUGGUGGACAGGAUCUGCGUGGAUUUGACCGUUUCGGACGACGCCAAGACGGUCAACGUCACCGCGGAGGGGCACGAGGGAUCGAUCGUCGUGUUGAAUCAACCCGAGAGCGCGGACGGUAAGAAGGAGCAGGGGCCGCUCGCGGGUGAUUUCGUGCAAAACCCCGAGAACGAAGCCGACAGCAGUUACCUGUACCGCAAGAAGCUGCUCACGGUGAACGGAAUGCACACGGUGAUCGCGUUCCGAACGCUGUGCUCCUACGCGUCGACGCAGCGAAACUUCUCCCCCCCGGAGAGCUGCCUCGCGCUCCCGCUCCUGUCGGACGAGACGGUGACGGAUGAGCAACGCGCCGAGAUUUGGUCGUGGGGCGUCGCGCAAGUUUUGGUGUUGAUGUGGGAACACGGCAUCCCCACCAUGAUGCGCGUGCACGGCCAAGACACGACGGAGGGCCUCGUGAACAUCCUCCUCGAUCAGCUCCGCACGACGCUCGACCGGUUCUUCACGAUCGAGGACUCCACCGCGCGCGUCCUCGGCGGCGGCGUGAGCCUGCGGUACGAAGGGCGGCUGUUGCCGACGUACGAGACCAUCACGAACGAAUUGCUCACCGCCGGGUGGACGCCGGACUGCGCGCAGAACGUGCUGCUCAAGCAGGCUGGGCUAGAGCUCGAGUCGCUGCAGACGGACCUGCAGAUGCUCGUGGACGAGGCGAGGCCGUUCGCUGCGGUGGACAAGCGCGCGCGCGCGAUGAAGGAGCUCGAGGAGGCGAUGAAGGAGGAGCAGGCGCGUUCUCCUCACACUGGUCCCCAUACGACCGCGUUGGCGUGGGAAGCCGUCGGGCUGCCUCCGGUGGAGGAGGUGCGCGCGAAGUUUCAGGAGAGCUUCGAGAUCAUCCAGGUGUGCAACACCGCGCGCGCGGGGUUCGGUCUGCGGCCGAUCGAGCUGUGCAGAGAGGAACACAAGACGCUGAAGGAGAAGCAAAAGGCGGAGACGUUGGAGGCGCUGGCGAACCUCGCCAAGACCAACGACGGCGUCGUGAAGAGCCUGAACUUCCUCAAGGUGUCCGGGUUCAAGUUCGCCAUCUCGACGACGUCGCCGAAGUCGCGCGUCAUCGCGUGCCUGGACACGAUGCGCCUCGCGGACGACUUCCCCCAGGAGAAGAUCCACUCGGGCUCGUCGGAUUUCGACCCGCCGCGGUUUAAACCCGCGCCGGACGUCUACCUUAAAGCCGCGGCGGCGGAGGAGGUGGGCGUCGAGGCGUGCAUCGCCGUGGAGGAUUCGCUCUCGGGCGUCGGCAGCGCCGCGGACGCGGGCGUCGCGCUCAUCGUCGGCUACGUCGGCGGCGGGCACAUCACGGCGGAGGCGUUGGACGGGUACGCGGAGGCGCUGCUGGCGGGGGGGAAGAGCAAAAACGGACGCGGCGCGGACGUCGUCAUUCGCGACAUGGAGGAUCUCCCGUCGGUGGUGAACACGUUCUUGGACAUGCGCAUGGACGAUCCGACGACGUGCGACAGAGAUCACUUCGACUUCGAGAAGAUCCGGCCCGCGCUGAGGGAUCGGUGCUGGACGACGGCGGGAAAGACGGGGGUGGUGGAGGUGGAGGAUCCGAAUCCGCGGUGAUUCGACGUCGACGUCGACUUCACAAAAUUUCAAUUCUUGGCGUCGAGGAGGCGGAGGCGGAGGUCGAGGAGGGAAAAAAGACACAGAGACGACGAGGAUGCGAGACGCGACCAGCACGAUUCGUGGUGUUCGGCGAGUGACGUGUACGAUCAGACGAUGUACUGUACCAAUAGACGCGGAGCGGAACGCCACGGGCUCUGAAAGAGAGAGGAGUCGAGAGACGCGAGUAGAAAAAAAACCAAUUCAAUCAAACAAAGUUCUUCGAGAU
This is a messenger RNA of Micromonas pusilla CCMP1545, 2723 nucleotides long. RefSeq lists its product as uncharacterized. The record is from RefSeq and is a predicted model, not a curated record. NCBI's taxonomy places the organism in Eukaryota, Viridiplantae, Chlorophyta, Mamiellophyceae, Mamiellales, Mamiellaceae. The transcript has 5 exons. The coding region runs from base 68 to 2455 and encodes 795 amino acids.